UGUGAAGAUGGCGGACGAGGAGGCCGAGCAGGACCGUAGUCCUGAGAACGGUAUCAGUGAAACGAUAGGAGAACUCAGACAGCGGUUACUAGAUCUGCAAACAGUCGUGGUUAACGAAAGCGGCGAGUCUUCGGUGGAGUCCUCCUCUGAGUAUUGCCAGGAGUUUUGCAGGACACUUCUGGAGUAUGCAGGCCGUUGGAGGAUAGAGGAAGAACCUCUGCCAUUGGUGGAAGUGUACUUAGUGGCCCUGCUGAGUUAUGCCGAGGCCUCUCCGCACCUCUCUCUGCAGUGUGAAAAUGUUCCUCUUGUGGUUGAGAGGCUCUCGCUGAGCUUUGUCGAGCUUUUGCUCUCACUGAAGAUUGAUGUUCCAGUUGGCUUAUGGAAAAAUUUCAAGACGUCUGUGCAGUUUGCUUCCAGUAAGCUGCAGGAGAGUGGAAUCACCCAGCUGUCCCUGCUCUUCGCCCUGGGCCAGUAUGAUGGGGUUUGGAUCAACAGCACCCUGCAAGGCCUUCUGUCCAAGGAAAGCCUGCAGGCUGACCAAGUGGAGGAGUUCCUGGUGCAGGAAGGACCGGUGCUGUUGGAGAUGAGAGUGAAGCAGCUGAUGAAGGAGAAUGAGUCGGGGAAGGCCUUACUGCUGGCGAAGGCGUGCUACGACUGUCCUGCCUUCCAAGGGAAGGGAUCUUUUAAGCAGAUGUACCUCGUGUGCCUCUGUGCUACCUCAGAACAGGACCAGCUGAUGGGCGAGCUUUCAAAGGAGGAUUGCCGCGACGCUUUAGAGAUGAUCUGCAACCUGGAGUCAGACGGAGACGAGAAGGCAGCUUUCACCUUAUGCUCGGCCUUCCUGACCCGACAGCUCCUCCAAGAAGAUACAUACUGUGCUUGGGAGCUGACUCUGUUUUGGAGUAAGCUGCUGAAGCGACUGGAGCCAUCAGAGCAGGGCUUUCUUGACAGAUGCCGCCAGAUGUCCCUGCUUUCCAAAACCGUUUACCACAUCCUGUUCCUCAUCAAGGUCAUCCAAUCAGAGAUUGACAGCGUUGGACUUCCAGUGUGUAUCGAAAUGUGCAUAAGGGCUCUGCGAAUGGCAUCAAAUGAUGGGAAUACCAAGGCCACUGUGUGUAAGACUAUUUCCUGCUUGCUUCCCACUGACCUGGAAGUCAAGCGAGCCUGCCAGCUGACUGAGUUCCUCUUGGAGCCCACAGUGGAUUCAUACUACGCUGUGGAGACUCUUUACAAUGAACCAGAUCAAAAACUAGAGGAGGAGAACAUGCCUGUUCCCAACUCUCUACGCUGCGAGCUCCUGCUGGUUUUUAAAACCCAGUGGCCUUUUGACCCGGAAUUCUGGGACUGGAAAACAUUAAAGCGUCAUUGUCUAGGACUAAUGGGUGAGGAGGCUUCAAUUGUAUCAUCCAUUGACUUGCUGAAUGAUACUGAGGAUCCUGAAGAAGAGGAGGACUUUUUCAGUCAGGAGGGGUAUAAUAAUGUCCCAGACCACAUAGUGAGUGGCACCUAUGAACUAAAAGAUAUAACGGACAAGAAACAGAAAAACCGAGAAAUGAAGAAACUGAGAGAAAAAGGUUUCAUAUCUGCCAGGUUCCGAAACUGGCAGGUGUACAUGCAGUACUGUGUGCUGUGUGACAAAGAGUUUCUUGGCCACAGGAUUGUACGCCAUGCACAGACUCAUCUGAGAGGCGGAGUGUACAGCUGCCCAAUAUGUGCUCAAACCUUUUCCUCAAAAGACACAUUGAUUCCCCAUGUAACAUCGCAUGUUAAACAGUCGUGCAAGGAGAGACUGACUGCAUUGAAAACAAACAAGAAGUUGGCUAAUCCUAAAACCGCUGCCCCUGUAAUGGCAGCGUUACAGGCCAAGACAGAAAACAAACCUUAUGAAAAUGGGGAUUUAUCAGUGCAAAAUGGGGGGUUGAGUCCGAAUGUUCAGGACAAACUGGCUAAGAGUGAGACGGAGAGUAGUGAGGACAAUGUGUGCCCUGUUGGAAAAUGCAAAAGGAGCUUCAAAUAUUUCAAAAAUCUCAUUGCUCACAUUAAAGGUCAUGGUGACAACGAGGAAGCGAAGACUUUCCUUGAAAUGCAGAGCAAAAAGGUUGUUUGCCAGUACUGCCGCCGUCACUUUGUUAAUGUCACCCAUCUUAAUGAUCAUUUACAGGUCCAUUGUGGCGUGAAACCUUACAUCUGUAUACAGCUGAACUGUAAGGCAAGCUUUCUGUCCAACACUGAGCUUCUUAUACACAGAAAAACACAUUCUUUUUUUAAGGCCAGGUGCAUGUUUCCAAAUUGUGGAAAGAUUUUCAACGAGGCCUUCAAACUCUAUGACCAUGAGGCACAACAUUAUAAAACUUUCACAUGUAAAGUUGCAGACUGUGGAAAGGUAUUUCAUACACAACAGCAGCUGGAUUUGCACCAGGAGGCGCAUGCCACUAAACAAAAGCAAAGGCCAUCUACUGAGCAGAAUCCCCAAAAUGCACAGCCUGGCCCUUCACUAAUUCAACAAAUGCUUACCAGUAGCACUCCCCUUAAACAUGAGAAUUCCGAACAACACUGGGACUCUGAGAGUAAUUCAAGUAAUGGAAGGCUGUCAGCAUCCAUUGAGAGUUUGCUCAAAUCUUCACAAGCACCUAUGGAGAACUUGGGACAAUACAGAGUCAAACACGAACCACAAAAUUCGCCUUUUUCAGUCACCAGUCCGCCACAGGUUGUGACUCACAGUUUGAAUAAUUCUGUGAUUCAGCCUGUAAAUUCCCACAAACAUGUUUCGGGUUGUCAUUCUAACGAUAAUAUGAAACCACCCCAACAGAAUCAACCAGUACCUCCAUUUGAAGCAAAUUACGUGUCACAUCCACAAAUGUUCCCCGGGAAUGUAAAUGCUGGAUCAACGAGUUACAGCCCCGACUGCAGCUUACCUUUGCCAGGACAGCAAGGGCCAAUGUGUAGCAGCAACCUGUUACCAUUACCACUGCCUCAGAACUCUGUAGGGCCAGCAAUGACACAACCACUCCCUCCAACAGUAACUCCUCAGCCACUUACUGGUAACAGAUCAGAGAACUCUGUGACAUCCUCAAUGAGCACAGUCCCCCCUCCAGGACAGAGAGAGCGAUUUCACUGUGCAUUCGAAACAUGUACAAGGCACUACAGCUCCUACAGAAGUGUUGCCAAGCACAUGAAAACAGUUCACCCAGAUUUCUACGAGCAGUGGAAAGUCACUCGCACUAAAAUCAAGGUAACCUAUGCCCCAGCGCCAAGCACAGCAACUGUUGGACGUCCCUGUUCAGUCACCCCAGUUCAGAACCAGCAGGGGAACAGAGUACCAGUUCACGCAGUUCAGAGGCAGAAUGUUAUCCAGUCAACUCCUUAUAUUAAUAUGGGUGCAAGAAUAAACUGUACUACUCUACAUACCUCAUCCAUACCAACUCACAACCAGAGUGCUUCACUCCUGAUGGAGAAUGUUUUAAAUCCCAUUGUUCUCUCUCAGCUAGGAAGUGAUACAAAUCCAAUACCAACUCAGUCCCAAGCACCAGGUAGUCAAAGUUGGCACCCAACCCCCGGAAGUCAGCAAAUUCAGAUCUCUGGCUCUUCCCAAGUCUACUCAUCAAUAAUGCAAGGAAUGCCACAGGUCGAUUCUACCAGUGCUCCGUUGCCUCUGAGUGUCCCAUCUUGCUCUAUGCUUGGCUCAACAAUGAAAAGACCAGCAGAAUCCUUGCCAUCACCACUUGUAGCCAAUCGAGCCCAGUCAGUUAUGCCCUUGUACAUGGAUCGUGCUAAGCAACUGUCACAACAAGCGGCAGAUCUAAUUCCUCCACAUAUCUCACAGAUGCAAAGCAGUUUAGUCUCUGCUUCCAAAGUGCCAGAAAAAAAUAAUUCAGUGCAAAAUCAUGUGCAGUCAAAUUUAUCCUCUCCAGACGGGAGACCUAAAAAAUCCAAGAAAAGCCAAAAAGACUCUAGCAAACAACCUCUAAAUGGUCCAGUUGUCUCUGAAAACACUGCUGAAAAUCAAAAGAAGGCCAGAAAAAGCAGUAGGACCAAAUGGCCAGCCAUUCUUAAGGAUGGCAAAUUUGUCUGUUGCAGGUGUUUUAGACAAUUUGAUAGUCCCAAAUCUCUCGGAGGCCAUUUGUCCAAGCGUGUUAUCUGCAAACCAUACGAAGAGUCAGAACUGAACACAGACCUGCCAUCAUCAUUUCUUGACCUUCUCAAUUCAGAGCCAACAGUUAGCACCGCUGAGCCACAGCUGUCUUAUGAUCCUCCUGCUGUUUAUCAAGAGAAGCCUCUACAGUCAGUUACAAAUGGUUCAACAGUUACAAAAGAUUACCCCACUUCUAGUUAUUCACAAGAAAAUCUGCCAGUUUUAACAGCCACAAAAGAUUACCCCCCUCCUAGUUAUUCACAAGAAAAUCUGCCAGUUUCAACAGCCACAAAAGAUUACCCCACUCCGAGUUAUUCACAAGAAAAUCUGCCAGUUUCAGCAGCCACAAAAGACUACCCUUCUGCGAGUUAUUCACAAGAAAAUUUGCCAGUUUCAGCAGCCACAAAAGAUUACCCUUCUGUGAGUUAUUCACAAGAAAAUUUGCCAGUUUCAGCAGCCAAAGACUACCCUUCUGCGAGUUAUUCACAAGAAAAUUUGCCGGUUUCAGCAGCCACAAAAGAUUACCCUUCUGCAAGUUAUUCACAAGAAAAUUUGCCAGUUUCAGCAGCCACAAAAGAUUACCCCACCCCUAACUAUUCACAAGAAAAUCUGCCAGUAUUCGGGAAUGGUGAGUCAAAUGAUGACAUUCUUAAACAAAUAAUGGCUGAGUCCAACAUGUCCGAUCUUUUUGUGCACGCACCUGCUCCCCAGCCAAUGUUCCAAAACCCUUGCGGUCCAUUUUUAGCUGGUGAGCGUUUGCCAGGGAGCUCAGUCAUACAGCACACAGAAGAUGUCCUGCUGAAGCGAGAGGACAAUGUAUACAGCACAGCCCAUUAUCCUCAGCCUAGUGUCAAUACAUUUGCUGGUAGUGAAUUUCCAGACCCGCUAAUUUCUCAAAUUCUCACAGAAAACCCUCCGUCUGCUGCUCCUGGAAGUGUUCCUACAAACCCCAGUGAAGGGUAUCACUCUGAGACAGCAGUUCAGACACCAGAUUCAAACCCUGUGACGCAAUCACUGUUACCUGACAGUCAGCUUAGUCCAGCAUCAACAAGUGGCAAGCAGGCUGAGAUGCAAUGGAAGGCAGCUGAUCAUGAUAUUAAAAAAAGACUGCGAGAGCAGAUUUUGGCUGGUGACUUUCAGCGUAGAAACAGCGUAUGUCAAUCAAGCAACACUGACCCUAAUGCUAAUCCAAAGAGUCCCCUGUCCUUUAGCCCUUUAUGCAGUCCUUCUGAUAAUUUUGGACUUCAUCAGAUGUCUGAUGAUACAAAGAGUGACUCAGCUGGUCAAGGACAAGAUAACUUGACAAUCAUCCCAGCAACCUCUGGUGAAAUCGAAGAACUCCUGAACACAGAAAGCUUUACCGGUUUCAGAGAGUCCUCCACACUGCUGAAGCAGGAUGUACUAAGCCCCACAGGUGUCCUGGCAAAUGAUCCAGAUCCUGAACCCACUCAGUUAUCUGCCAGCCAGCAACAGUGGAUGACAGAAAUUCAAAGUGCAUUUGAAAGGCUUGACUUGGUCAGAGAAAUGUCUGUUGAGAUGCCAGCUCCUGUGGAACAAAAAAUCAUUAGUACCCCAAUCAAAACAGGAUCUACAAGGGACUUAGUCAAGCCAUUUGCUUGCGAGAAUGAAAACUGCACAUACAGUUCGAUGUCAGGUGAAGCACUUUGGAAACACCUCUCUAAAGCUCACAACUACACACUUGAGAUGGUGAACGUUGUGAAGAAAAGGUAUGGCCUAUACGCUCCUUUCAAGUGUCUGAAAUGUAGUAAAAGAUUCACUCGCAAUUCAAACCUUCGUGCUCACUACCAGUCGGUGCACAAAUUAUCAGCUAAAGAAAUUGCAGAUCUAGAUAUGAAGCGCAGAGAGGCCAAUGCUGCUGCUACUGCUGCUAUACGAAGCCGACUUUCUCCUGCAGCUAAAACCCCAACAGCUACUCCCUCAUCAGUGGAAAAUGGAGCACAUCUGUAUGCACCCCAAGAUGCAGUAAAAUGUAAUUACCCAUCUAAUGACAUAGCUAAUCAGAAUUUUCAAGAUGACAAUCGCUCCACAGUCAUUCACCCUUUGCAAACAGCUCCUGUGCACAACCAAGCAAUUGCUCCACCAGUGCAGGCCCAUACCUCCACAGAAACCAUAUUAUCAGCACAAGCUGGGAUGGCAGCACAACAGUGGUCACGUGGGCCGCAAAAAAUCUUGCCCAGGGUGCCCAGUCAGCAAGUUGGAGUCAAUUUGCCCAAAAUGUCGGCUACUCUCGCCCAGGCUCUGUAUGCCACGGCUCAAGCUAAUGUUCUUCCACCUCUUGACAAACAAUCUGCUAUUAACAAGCAGGCAAUAGACAUUGCCAAGAAGACAAAGGAGAAGAAACCCAACUCAGGUGGUGACACGAGUCCGUACAGACCAUAUCGCUGCGUUCAUCAAGGCUGUGUGGCAGCCUUUACUAUCCAGCACAAUCUGAUCCUCCACUACAGGGCAGUUCACCAGUCUGCUCUGUCGGCUUUGGAGGUGAACAAAGAGCAGGACCAGAGUGAGGGACAGGAUGAAACAACUGAGCACGAAGAUGAGGAACCAGAGGCAGACGUUCCCCAGAUUUCUGAGUUCAGAUGCCAAGUCAAAGACUGCUCCCGAGUUUUUCAGGAAGUUCCUAACCUCGUGCAGCAUUAUCUUCAGCUGCAUGAAUUUGGUCUUGACAAGGUGGGCACUGUCUUGUCCACCAUCAAGCUCGGCAAGUUUAGUUGUAGCCACCAAGGGUGCCCAGCAUCCUUUACGGCUUUCUGGAAGUAUAUAGGGCAUGUCAAAGAACAGCAUAAAGAUAUAAAGUUGGCCAAACCUGUAACAGUAAAUGUCUUGUUCGAGUGUGAAAUUGAAGGCUGUGAUCGUUCGUAUGCCACAAAGUCAAACCUGCUCAGACAUGUCAUGAAGAAACAUCAGGACCUGUACCAGCCUAAACUAAAGAAUCAGCAGAUAAAAGAAGACGGGAUGAAGCAGAACUCAAAAACUUUGCAUUUCCAAAUCAACAAGACGAUUAAUGGGAAGGAAAACAUUGAGAGCAAUAAAAAGAUCGUACAGAAGGGAAGUGACACAAAGAGAGUCAGCAAGGCAAAAAAAAGCAAUCACUGGACUAAAUAUGGAAAGCCCUCCUUAAAAUCUAAAGUUGAGGCAUCUGCAAUGUGCACGAAGAAGUUUCCUCUGCAGUACCCCUGUAUGAUUAAAGGUUGUGACUCUGUCAUGAAAUCAGAGCGAAGCAUUUUAAAACAUUACGUGGGACACGGACUUUCAGAGAAGUACCUGGAGCAGCAAAGGAGUCACUUUAUUUUCUGCAAAAAGGUCCCCAGGCAGAAGUGCCGCCCCGUCAGGAGUGACGAUUCCAAAUCAGACAACACCUCUGAACAGUCAGAGAACGAGGUGAUGGCAGAAACUGGCACUGGCCAGGAAGGAGGAGAAUAUGAAUAUUCAAAGCCUGUCCUGCGCAAAAGGGCUGCAGCAGGGUCCCCCUCUACAGUAUUCGACAGCAAGAUAUCAAAUGAUGAAAGUUCAGAUGGCUCUGGCUCUGUGGUGCUCAAACGCAAACGAGGACGCCCUCGAAAACUGAUCGAAAAAAUAGUGAAACGCAAGAAAACUCCACGGACAACCAAGACUGAAGAAGUUUACACUAAGGAAGAUAAAUCUGAGUCCUCUAGCCCUGCCAUAAUCCAGGAGGCAGUGACUGAGCCGAGUGCUUCACUGGCCGCUUUUAAACCAAUGGGAUUUGAAAUGUCUUUCUUAAAAUUCCUGGAACAGUCAAAUAAAAAUGACCAUCCCCUGAUGACGAAAGUUGAUGUACCAGAAACCGGGAGAAAAACAUCCAGUCUGAACACCAAAGACACCUGUGUUAAGUUCAGCAACCCUAGGAAUUUGAAAUCACUUAGUAAGGUCAAAAUCAUUAUAGACAAGACCUUUUCGGGUGUCACUGACCUUAUGUUGAAACAGCUGCAGGACAUGCAGCCCACAGUAAAAUUGUAAAAAUUAAAACAUGUCCUUUUCUUGUUUUUGUAAAGCAGAAUCUCAGGACUAGAUGAGUAAAAUCUGCUGCGGAUGGUGCCCCACAUUUGAAAUAUUUUUUACACAUCCAGUAAGAAAAAAAAGAGUUGUUUUGAAUAAUACUGUAAUAUCUGUACAAUUUUUGUCUUUUUUAUAGAAAAGUAUAUAGCAUGUUUUUAUUUUAUCAACUAUUGAGUCAAAAGGUUACCUGUAAAUUUGCGACAUCAGCCUCUGGUGUCUUAAUCAUCCCUGUGGGACUUCAAGACAAACGGACUUUGAAAUGGGUUGUAUUGUUGUGUGUAGUUUGUGAUUCGAAGAUGUUGAUUAUUGUGCGUUGGUUAUAUAGUCUGAAAUCACCCACUGCCACCAGCAGUCUUACUAUUAAACAAACCGUUUUUUUACAAUUAC
Molecule: messenger RNA, 8554 nt
Organism: Plectropomus leopardus (leopard coralgrouper)
Lineage: Eukaryota; Metazoa; Chordata; Actinopteri; Perciformes; Serranidae
Gene: znf292b
Product: zinc finger protein 292b
Biological process (GO): regulation of transcription by RNA polymerase II
Cellular component (GO): nucleus
Molecular function (GO): DNA-binding transcription factor activity, RNA polymerase II-specific; DNA binding
Source: RefSeq, a predicted model, not a curated record